Messenger RNA from Dipodomys spectabilis (banner-tailed kangaroo rat), 1089 nucleotides. It is a transcript of the gene Sirt6, whose product is annotated as sirtuin 6. The transcript has 8 exons. Gene Ontology annotation, molecular function: NAD+ binding. Bases 39 to 1025 code for a protein of 328 amino acids. The record is from RefSeq and is a predicted model, not a curated record. NCBI's taxonomy places the organism in Eukaryota, Metazoa, Chordata, Mammalia, Rodentia, Heteromyidae.
AGGGGAAACUUUAUUGUUCCCCUUUCGGGGCGGCGGCGAUGUCGGUGAACUAUGCGGCCGGGCUGUCGCCGUACGCGGAUAAGGGGAAGUGUGGGCUGCCAGAGAUCUUUGACCCCCCGGAGGAGUUGGAGCGCAAGGUGUGGGAGCUGGCGCGGCUGGUCCGGCAAUCCUCCAAUGUGGUGUUCCACACGGGCGCCGGCAUCAGCACCGCCUCCGGCAUCCCUGACUUCAGAGGCCCCCACGGCGUGUGGACCAUGGAGGAGAGGGGCCUGGCCCCCAAGUUCGAUACCACCUUUGAGAGCGCGAGGCCCACCAGGACACACAUGGCCCUGGUGCAGCUGCAGCGUGUGGGCUUCCUGAACUUUCUCGUCAGCCAGAACGUGGACGGGCUGCACGUGCGCUCCGGCUUCCCCCGGGACAAGCUGGCAGAGCUUCAUGGGAACAUGUUUGUUGAAGAGUGCACCAAGUGCAAGACGCAGUAUGUUCGGGAAACGGUCGUGGGCACUAUGGGCCUCAAGGCCACGGGCCGGCUCUGCACUGUGGCCAAAGCAAGGGGGCUGCGGGCCUGCAGGGGAGAGCUGAGAGACACCAUCCUGGACUGGGAGGAUUCUCUGCCGGACCGGGACCUGGCUCUUGCCGACGAGGCCAGCAGGAACGCUGACCUGUCCAUCACCCUGGGGACCUCCUUGCAAAUCCGGCCCAGCGGGAACCUGCCCCUGGCCACCAAACGCCGCGGAGGCCGGCUAGUCAUCGUGAACCUGCAGCCCACCAAGCACGACCGCCACGCCGACCUGCGCAUCCACGGCUACGUCGACGACGUCAUGACACAGCUCAUGAAGCACCUGGGCCUCCAGAUCCCGCCCUGGGACGGCCCCCGCGUGCUGGACAGGGCCCUGCCACCUCUGCCACGCCCCCCGAGCCCCAAGGAGGAGCCCUGCGACUGGCACCCCAAGAGAGAGAGGCCAGACAGCCCUGUCCCCCACUGGCCCUCCAAAAGGGUGAAGGCGGAGGCCGCUCCCAGCUGACCAGGGUGUGGUGGGGGUGGGAGGGGGCUUUUGUAGAAACCACAGACUGGCUCUUUUCUACUCU